Messenger RNA from Cavia porcellus (domestic guinea pig), 978 nucleotides. RefSeq names its product potassium channel tetramerization domain containing 14 (gene Kctd14). Lineage: Eukaryota; Metazoa; Chordata; Mammalia; Rodentia; Caviidae. Bases 16 to 909 code for a protein of 297 amino acids. The transcript has 2 exons. The record is from RefSeq and is a predicted model, not a curated record. Gene Ontology annotation, biological process: protein homooligomerization. Gene Ontology annotation, molecular function: protein binding.
GUCAUCCUCAUUUGAAUGUUAAAUAGCCCAAGGCUAAGAAAGAGGCAGGACUUCCCCAACGUGUCUGCAAAGCCCGCCCAGUCUGGACUGGCUUGCCCCUGCUACCAGCACCGAGCCAGUGCGGUUCUGCCGGCCAGAGGUGGCUGCACCAAGCCAGGCUGCUGUGCUGCUGCGCCCGGGACCAGGAUGAGCAGCACCCCAACGCCCCGGAACAUGCGGCCCAGCCCUCCCAGCGUAUGUACCGUGGUGGAGCUCAAUGUGGGAGGCCAAAUCUUUACCACAACCACCGACACCCUGAGGAAAUACCCUGGCUCCAGACUGGCAGAGAUGCUCUCCAGCUCAGCCACGGCCUGCAAGGAUGCUGAAGGCCGCUUCUUCAUUGACCGCCCUGGCACCUAUUUCCAUCCCAUCCUGGACUACUUGCGCAGCGGACGGGUGCCCACGCAGGACAUCUCUGAGGUAUACCGUGAGGCCCAGUUCUAUGACAUUCAGCCUCUGGUCAAGCUCUUGGAGGACACGCCUCAGAUGUUUGGUGAGCAGGUGUCCCGGAAGCAGUUUCUGCUGCAAGUGCCAAACUACAGCGAGAACCUGGAGCUCCUGCUGCGCCUGGCCCGGGCAGAGGCUGUGGGGAGGCGUCUAUCGAAAGUGGUGGUGUGUUUGCUGUAUAAUGAGGAGCACGCUGCAUGGUGUGCAGCACCUAUAUAUUCUCUGGAGUCAAAAAAGAUGUCAGUUGUCAAGUUUGGGCCUUGCAACUUAGAUUAUUAUUACGCACUGGACCUUCUGAGCUGCCUACAGAAAGACAUUAAGGCACAGGGGUACCAGGUAUCCUAUAAUGCAUUCCAGUUUACUGAGGCAGUCUGGGCCAAGAUGGACCAUUCCUUUUAUAUAUUCACCUUCACAUGGUGGUGACCUCCAUCGGUUGGGACUCUUUGUUAUGGGAUCGUGUGGGUCUAUUGAAAUUAAAAAGUGCCAUCAAAA